This is a messenger RNA of Papaver somniferum (opium poppy), 487 nucleotides long. RefSeq lists its product as uncharacterized. The record is from RefSeq and is a predicted model, not a curated record. NCBI's taxonomy places the organism in Eukaryota, Viridiplantae, Streptophyta, Magnoliopsida, Ranunculales, Papaveraceae. The coding region runs from base 50 to 388 and encodes 112 amino acids. The transcript is spliced from 2 exons.
CAUAUUCAUUCUCAUCUAUUUCUCAUCCAAAAAAAGAAGAAAAAACACUAUGAUGACUCCCAACACCAAUGAAGAAGAUUUUGCUAUUGUUAGAUCAUGGGAGACGGUUAGACAACAUGAUGAAGAUCUAGACAUUGACGUAGAUCAAACAUCCUUGUCUUUUUGGAACCGUGUUUUCAUAGUUUUUGUUGCACUAAACGGAAAUCGUAAUGGAAGAAUUUUGGCAAGUGUUAAGGAGAGAUUCGAGAAAGUCUUUCAAGAAUGCGAAGAUUUCCAAGGAAAUGAAAUACCAAAAGGAAGCCAAUCCCACAAUGCCAAGUGUGAUAAGAUGGUCGAGGGCUCACCGCCAAUACGAGGCAGUUCAUGGGAAAGAGUUUCAACAAAAUGAUAGUUAUCGCAUCUUAGAAAAUACUACCUAUGAGUUUAACCGAUACGUAUAAGGGUUUAUUUUAAUUGUUAUGAUCUAUCUUAUCAAUGUAAUGAAAUA